Melampsora larici-populina 98AG31 is the source of this 1360-nucleotide messenger RNA. RefSeq lists its product as uncharacterized. The coding region runs from base 52 to 1053 and encodes 333 amino acids. Gene Ontology annotation, molecular function: deoxyhypusine monooxygenase activity. The record is from RefSeq and is a predicted model, not a curated record. NCBI's taxonomy places the organism in Eukaryota, Fungi, Basidiomycota, Pucciniomycetes, Pucciniales, Melampsoraceae. Gene Ontology annotation, biological process: peptidyl-hypusine biosynthetic process. The transcript is spliced from 7 exons.
CUUCUCAUCAUUAUUCAUAUUUUCAGUCUACAAUCACUCAACGACUCCUCAAUGACUAUCACUAACACAGUCCCAACGGCUUCCGCUGAUCAGAUUUCUGAACUUCAUGAUAUUCUUGUCAACCGGAAUGGCAAAUCUCCUCUGGCUUCUCGAUUCCGAGCACUGUUUACGCUACGUAGUUUGGCCAGUGAGCCAGCUGUGACGGCGAUAUCAGAAGCCUUGAGACCUACAGAUGGAAGCCCUUUACCUUCUGCUCUACUUGGUCACGAGCUUGCUUACUGUUUGGGACAAAUCCGUCGACCAUCAGCUCUUCCAGUUUUGGGAGCUACCCUUGCUGAUUUGGCGGUUCAUCCCAUGGUUCGACACGAGGCGGCUGAGGCUAUGGGUGCCAUCUCCGACAUGUCAUCAAUUCCAAUUUUGAAAAGUUUUCUAAAUGAUCCCGAGAUAGCCGUACGAGAAACCUGUGAAUUGGCAAUCGGAAAGAUUGAACAUGACCAUCAUCAAGAUGAGUCUUCAAGUUUAGGACCAGGCGAAUAUGGUACCGUAGAUCCAGCACCUUCAAUGAUUCGAGCAAUGCACGAUGCAGUCCCAGGAUCCGAGAAUUUGAGUGAAAUGAGGUCAAUAUUGCUUGAUCGUGAACUAUCACUUUUUCAACGGUAUCGUGCGAUGUUUGGGCUUCGGGACGCUGUGGGUCGCGCUACUGUUGAUGCCCUUGCUGCUGGGUUCGCAGAUGAAAGUGCCUUGUUCAGGCAUGAAAUAGCUUAUGUGUUCGGACAACUAUCUCAUCCUGCUUCAGUGCCGGCUCUUCUAACAGUGCUAAAGAACGGCAAAGAGGAUGAAAUGGUUCGCCAUGAGGCAGCUGAAGCCCUAGGCUCGAUUGCUACGCCUGAUGUACUCGAAGCCUUGAAAACUUUUGCAUCUACUGAUGAGCCAAGUCAUGUGGUACGCGAAAGCUGUGAAGUGGCUUUGGACAUGUAUGACUACGAGAAUUCGACCGAUUUUCAAUAUGCUUUGCCAUUGAAUGAACCCGCGGUUCAAUCUGUGGUGGCUUGAACAGAAUCAAUCCGUCAUCAUGUACCUAUUUGGAAGCCCCGGCACGGGCUCUUGCUAUAUCAUUCUUGUUUUAUUUGUAGAUAUUCCUUAUCAGGUACGCAAGGUAGACCAGAUUUCGUCUAGAGGGGGUCUUUUUCAAAAUUAUCGGACUAGAACGUCAUGUUUUUCGAAAUCCGCCCGAAUCACGAUUAAUCCAUUAGUGUCGUGUGUAUUGCAUCUAUGUAUAAAGAAGACUCUAUGAAGAUUUAGUUGUGUUUACCCUCAGUGCAUAUGACGUAAUACAUCACGCAGCAUAGUUGAUCGUGUC